Ochlerotatus camptorhynchus is the source of this 491-nucleotide messenger RNA. RefSeq names its product Lsm10 (gene Lsm10). The transcript is spliced from 3 exons. The record is from RefSeq and is a predicted model, not a curated record. Gene Ontology annotation, biological process: mRNA 3'-end processing by stem-loop binding and cleavage. Gene Ontology annotation, cellular component: cytoplasmic U snRNP body; nuclear body. Gene Ontology annotation, molecular function: histone pre-mRNA DCP binding; U7 snRNA binding. The coding region runs from base 27 to 428 and encodes 133 amino acids. Lineage: Eukaryota; Metazoa; Arthropoda; Insecta; Diptera; Culicidae.
GUGGACUAUUUAAAAAUAGUGGAACAAUGAGUCGCUUAACCGACCGGAAAGAACGGUUCAAUUCCCUGAACGAACUUACCGGUCUUGCUCAGUGCUUACUGGAUAGAAACAUUCUAAUCGACUUACGGAACGAGUCUUCGGUGGCCGGCAAAAUCACCAACGUCGACGGCUUUAUGAACAUUUCGAUGGAAAAUGUGGUGUUAAUUGAUCAGCUUGGGAAGCAUUUCCCGAUGGAGGAGUUUAUGAUCUAUCCGCGGUACAUUCGUUACAUACACAUUCCAGAAUCGGUUGAGAUUAAACCAGCUCUAGAGGAACACAUCAGGAAACUUACGACGCGAAAACGAAGACCUCCGGUGAAGAGAACGUACAGAAUAAAACGAGCCCAGGAGAACCAUCUGCAAACAUUGGCGGAAAUUAAUAUGAAAUAAGCGAUAAUCCGGAAGAUGCGAAAUGUGGUCAGUAUUACAUGCCUAUUUGUUUUCAUAUAUUUC